Messenger RNA from Diprion similis, 2820 nucleotides. RefSeq names its product monocarboxylate transporter 11-like. The transcript is spliced from 10 exons. Gene Ontology annotation, biological process: transmembrane transport. Gene Ontology annotation, molecular function: monocarboxylic acid transmembrane transporter activity. The record is from RefSeq and is a predicted model, not a curated record. Bases 95 to 2197 code for a protein of 700 amino acids. Lineage: Eukaryota; Metazoa; Arthropoda; Insecta; Hymenoptera; Diprionidae.
AUGCAGCUCGACUCUGCGGUGAAAUUUUCAGCUGUGAAUUGGAAAAGUGACUGGUAAUAUCAAGAGAUCCAAUACCAUGAUCUAGCGGCUGAUCAUGUUGGUCAACGAUUACGGAGAAGCGAUCGCUGCAGGCGGAUGGUCGACACCUGCAGGCUGUUGCAGAGCUCCAAGUGGCACGAAUUUUGGGGGCAGCGUACCGUCUCUGCACCCGACUGGAUCCCUGCGUUCCCUUCGAUCCCAUCACUCUGUGCAGGGACCCGUCGAGACGCCACGUCGAUGUUUACACUGCCAUCCUGUCAACAACCCCAUUCAUGCCAGUUAUCUGCAGCAUCAGCAACAGCUGUUGCUGCAACAACACCACCGGCAGCACCAGCAGCACCAGCAGCAGCAACAACAGCAUCAGCAUCCCCAGUAUUACACUCCGAAUCACCACGACGAACAGAACGGCACUCACGUUCCGCAGAGGAAUGGUUCCUAUCACUGCAGAAACGACAGGGGCGUGGAUUACAGAGGUGACAGGGAUCCUCGACUUCGCUCCGCUGAUAUGGAGGAAAGCAUAGCAGGACACACCAACUGGGGUCUCGAUGAUCUCCGCAGUCUCCACCGCUGCGUCCCGGCGCUUCGACGACCAGGGAUCGACGUCGCGGGGAUGAGGGCUCAUUUUUAUCCCGAGGGAGGCUGGGGCUGGCUCGUCUGCGCCGCUGGCUUCCUCGCCCUCCUGCUCACCACAGGAAUGCAACUCGCUUUCGGUCUGCUUCACCUCUACGCCGCUCGUCAUCUCGGCGAAAAUCACCUCAUGGAUAUCGCCUGGGUUGGAGCCCUCAGCGCCGCCGUGUCUAGGGGUUCGGCGCCCCUCGUCGUCGGUGCUUGUCGUCGGGGUAGCACACGACUCACCGCCGUCAUCGGAGGUCUCGUUCUGGCCCUCGCGUCCCUCUUCACUUCUUUUGCUGUUCAGAUGCACCAGGUUCUCCUAAGUUACGGACUCGUCCUUGGCGCUGGUGCCGGUCUGGUGAAGGAAACGGCCAGCCUCGUCCUGGGACACUACUUCCGAAAACGGAGGGAAUUCGUCGAGAUGGUCGUGCAGGCCGGAACCGGGGUGGGAAUUGCCCUCUUCAGUGUUUUCUACAGGGAGGCUGUUGGGAAAUUAGGCUGGAGAUUGGGCCUUCAGUCUGUCACUGGGGCCCUCUCGCUCGCCUUUUUCUUGGGCCUCGUCUACAGGAGCGCGUCUCUCUAUCAUCCUCAGCGUCGGGCGAUUCUCCACCUGAAGAACCAGCAGAGCAAGGUCAAAGAGCGGAAGCCCGCUCUAAGAACGCCCCGGCAACCCUUGGUCGACCUAAGUCCACUGGGAAGUCGACCUGUCCGAAUGUUGAUGCUCGCUGCCGGAGCUGCCGGUUUUGGUCUCUACUCCCCUGCAUUUUACAUCGCUCUCCAAGGAUACCAGGACGGCCUGGAAGCCAGCGCUCUGGUCCUGCUUCAGACGUGCCUGGGACUUGCCGCUGCGCUUGGCUGUGCAGGAUGGGGGGUGAUCACGGCCAGACCAUCGGCCCAGUGUCUCGUGUCGAGGCAAUACUUGUGCCAAGCCGCUCUCAUCGGUGUCGCUGUGGCACAGGUGGCACUUGGCAGCGUGCAGGGCUACCAUGGACUCGUUCUUGCUUCCGGACUCUACGGAGCUUCUCUCGGUGGCGUUCUGUACUCUCUGAAAAUGCUGGCUCUCGAACGGCUCAGGGCGAGACACUUCUCCAGGGCUUGGGCCCUCGUUCAGGCUGCCGAAGCUUUGCCUAUUCUUCUAGGAGUUCCUCUGACAGGUUACAUGAACGCCAGCAGCCCGCGGGUCGGCUACUACGCGUGCACCCUGAGUUCGCUGUCGGGGGCGGCGUUGCUGUUUUUGGUGGGCUGGGGGCGACAGCCGUCUUCGCUAGCGUUGGGACCCCCACCCCCGCCCUGCGCCUGCCCGCCGCCCCCGAGACCCCGUCUCCCAAAAUCGCAGAGCCUGCACGUGCCGCUGGCCAUCGACGUGGAUGACGACGUGAUUCCACAACCGAUGGAGCUGCCAGGGUACUUCCACCCCCAUUUUCAUGGCGCCCUCAGACCCAGCAAAAGCUACCCCGAGGGCCUCAGCUACCCGGAGUUUUACCGGACACGUCCCAGGGCUCAUCGCGACGUCACCGUCAUCGAACAAAUUACGACGAGCGUCUGAAGACCCUCGCCGAGUCUUAUACUUAAUUAGUCUCUAUUAAACGUCGGUCCACCGUCUACGCCCGUUGGAUGGGAAAUUAACCAAGGCUGGGAGACUCUGCUUCCCGCGGGGUGUGUUAAGUAAUUUACAUCCGCCCGGACUUCCGGCAUUUGAUUUUAGCAAUCACGAUCAAUGCCGAGGAUUCUUCGCGGUUACUUACCUUGAACGCUCUUGCUGAUGGGUAAUUUAUGAUUGUUUAUUAAUCGUUAAAGAUUAUAUAUAUAUAAGAACACGCUGAAAGGAAACUUCUCUCAUCUAGGGAUGCCUCAACCCUCGUCGGCUACUCCGUAACGGGGUGAAAUUAUGUGCAAGAAGUUGUACAAUCCGUGGGGCGAUUAAGGGUUGGAAUUAUAGCCGGUGGGUUAAUUCGUCGAACGCCGUAAAGACGCCCCUUGUUAGUCGAAAGUGACGUAACGCGCAGAAUCGUUUUACGGCCCGUGAAAUAUUAAUGGUUAGUCAUUUUACUCACGACUUCCCCUUGCACCACGUUUUAAGAACAGCUGCUAUAUUAUCUUCAGUUUUCUUAAUUUCUUUGUCUUUCCUUUUCCCAUUUAUAUAAACUUAUUUCUAGCUUGUAUACCGAU